AUGGCUAGUCCUCCUGUUCUAGCUUUCGACGCCGAGGGCCGUCCGGUCAAAUUCGAAACCUGGCUAGAUGACCUGCACCUUUUCCUACAGCUCACUGCCAAGGAAGAUAUUACACUGUACGACCACGCUCUCGGCCAUGCGACCGCCCCACUCGCUACUGCCCCCCCAGCUGAGCGCUCACAGUGGCAGACCCGUGACGCGCACGCUCGCUUUGCUAUUCGCAACUCCCUGCCGCUAGAUGAGCGCGAGCACUUCGGCCAGUGCAAGACUGCUAAGGACCUCUACACAGCUGUAGUGGCCCGCUACUCCUCACCCGCUUCUGCCACACUAGGCCGCCUCACUCUCCCCUACCUGUUCCCCGACCUAGCCUCUUUUCACACUGUCGCAGACCUCAUCACCCACCUUAAGACUAGUGAGGCUCGCUUUCGCGCUGCCAUGCCUGAUGAGUUCCUCGCUAGCAACCCCCCCCCGCUCUGGAUCACUCUCUACCACGUUGUCACCCGCCUCCCUGACUCUCUGCGCCCUGUCAGGGACCAGUUCCUCUCUCGCUCCCCCACUGAGCUCACCAUAGCCCUCCUCGAGAAGGAACUGCUUGCAGCCGAGGCUAGUAUCGUCGCUGUAGGCACCUCUCGUGGCGACCCCCGCGGCCCCUUCUUCGAGGGGUGCUCCCCUUCCCCCCUCCUCCCCUCUGUCGCCUCUGCUGCUGCUGUCGACCUCCUUGGUGCUGAGAAGGUCGGGGCUGCGUCUGCUUCAGGCGGACGACGCAGGGGCAGGAGUGGCAGGAGUGGGGGUGGUGGCGGAGGAGGCGGGGGUGGAGGUGGUGGCGGUGGAGGUGCGACUGGAGAGGCUAGUGGCGGCGGUGGUGGAGGUGACAGCGGAGGCGGAGGUGGUCGUGGCAGCGGCAGGGGUGGAGGUGGCCGGGGCGGAGGCGGAGGGGGUGGUGGUCGUGGAGGCCCGGGGGGCGGUCAGAGUCAGCAGCCUGCCCCGACCCUUCAGGCCGCCCGUGAGUGGUAUGCGCGGCGCAGCGUCACCUGCCAGUACGUUAUUCGUACAGGUGACCGCACUGGCCAGACGUGUGGGGGGCCGCACCAGACGGAGCGCUGCUUCGCCCGCCUCAACGAUGCGUGGCGCACUCAGUUUCCUGGUGGGGGUGAGCUGCCGCGCUGGGCUGAUCUGCUCAGGAAGGGUGUUGAUAUUUGGGCACUUGACUUUGAUGCUAUUCUCACUGCCAUGUAUGCGAUGUCUAUUAGUGGAGAGGGUGCUCAGUACUUGCGUGUUCCGCCCGACCCGGGCAUUCAGGCCAGCCCCGCUGCUGCUCUAGGUGCUAGUGUGUCUGCUUCCACAGGUACUUCUGCAGCUGCUGCUCUAGGUGCUUGUGCGUCUGUGCCCCCUGGUACUGAGUCGACUGCAGCACUGCACACCUUCACACUGGACUCAGGUGCUUCUCGCUCUUUCUUUCGUGACCGCACUGUCCUUGAGCCUCUAGCUCGGCCGGUUGCUGUCUCUCUUGCUGACCCCUCUGGGGGUCCGGUCCUUGCGACCUCCUCCACCACCCUUCCGUGUCCAGCGGUUCCGUCCGGCACGCUCUCAGGUCUCUACCUCCCCUCGUUCUCCACGAACUUGGUGGCAGGUAGUGCGCUCCAGGACUCGGGUGUUCACCAGUUCACCCCUGCCUACGAGCGUGUGACUCACUGCACGUGUGCUCGGACGGGCCGCCACCUAGCUACUUUCACUCGAGAGCCGGGGUCUGACCUGUACACACUGACCACUGAGUCCCCUCAGGUAGCUGCGUCUGCGUCAGCGUCAGGUCAGCUGUCCGCCCCCUGCUCGUGUCGCUCUCUGGCGAACGACACCGUCCUCUGGCACCACCGCCUUGGUCACCCGUCUGUGCAGCGCCUGCGGGCCAUGCACAAACGGGACCUUGUUGCUGGUCUUCCCAGGGUGCUCCCUCCCCUUCCUGACUCCCCUGCUCCUGACUGCAUUCCCUGUGUCGAGGGGCGGCAGCGCGCCGCUCCUCACUCCUCCUCCUUUCCCCCGACGACCGCUCCCCUGCAGACGCUCCACAUGGACGUGUGGGGCCCGGCCCGCGUCCGUGGUCAGGGUCAGGAGAGGUACUUCCUGAUAGUUGUUGACGACUACUCGCGCUACACCACGGUCUUCCCCUUGCGCGCCAAGGGUGACGUCCCUGGUGUUUUGAUCCCCUGGAUCAGCCGAGCCCGUCUCCAGCUAGGCGAGCGCUUUCACUCGGACUUUCCUGUCCUGCGCUUGCACUCUGACAGGGGUGGUGAGUUCGCCUCCGACCUCUUGGCAGCCUACUGUGCUGAGCACGGCAUUGAGCAGUCGUACACGCUUCCGGCCUCUCCACAGCAGAAUGGGGUUGCUGAGCGCCGCAUUGGCUUAGUCAUGGAGGUCGCUCGUACCUCCCUGACCCAUGCGGCUGCUCCCCACUUUCUGUGGCCGUUUGCGGUCCGGUACGCAGCGCAUCAGCUCAACCUCUGGCCCCGUGUCUCCUUGCCGGAGACUUCCCCGACUCUACGGUGGACGGGAGAGGUUGGCGAUGCGUCGCGUUUCCGGGUCUGGGGAUCUCGAGCCUUUGUCCGCGACACGUCCGCGGACAAGCUCUCGCGUCGCACUGUUCCCUGUGUCUUUCUUGGCUUUGUUCCCGACGCGCCUGGAUGGCAGUUUUACCACGUCACCUCGCGCCGGGUUCUGGCCUCUCAGGACGUCACUUUUGACGAGUCCGUCCCCUUCUACCGCCUCUUCCCCUACCGCACUGCCCCGCUCCCCCCCCGCCUCUCUUCCUCGCUCCAGGUAGACCCGGGUGAGCCUGUCGAGGUAGCUGUUGACUCGCGUCCUGCGUCUGGGGGUGCUGAGCCUGGGAGUGCUGCGUCUGAGGGUGCGGAGCCUGGGGGUGCUGAGCCUGGAGGUGCGGAGCCUGGAGGUGCGGAGCCUGGAGGUGCGGAGCCUGGAGGUACUGAGCCUGGGGGUGCUGAGCCUGGACGUGCUGAGACUGGGGGUGCUGAGUCUGGGGGUGCUGAGUCUAGGGGUGCUGAGCCUGAGCGUGCUCCACCUGGAGGAGCCCUCUCCUCCCAGCAGCUGCAGGAGAGGUACCUCGAGUACUGCCGCCUCCGGAGAGGUGCUUCUGGAGCUCGUCCCGGUACUUCCCCUCCUACCCAGGAGCUCCCCCCCAUUCAGGUGAUCCGCGAGUGGUACACGCGGCGCUGCAGUCUUCGGAGUGGUGCUCCUGGUGCUGCGGACCCGAGCGGUGGUGCUGUUGCUGGUGCUGAGGACCCGGACGCUGGAGCUGCUGCUGGUGCUGAGGACCCGGGGGCUGGAGCUGCUGCUGGUGCUGAGGACCCGGGCGUUGGAGCUGCUGCUGGUGCUGAGGACCCGACCGGUGGUGCUGCUGCUGGUGCUGCGGACCCGGGCGUUGGAGCUGCUACUGGUGCUGAGGACCCGGACGUUGGGGCUGCCACUGGUGUCCCUGCUGCUUCUGGAGACGCUGCGCGGCCGCGACCGUACUUCGUACCGCUCCUUCAGCAGGUUCUUGGUCAGGCUCCUCCUCCUUGUCCUCCUCCCUCCGUCGAGUGUCCUCUGCCUGUCCAGCCGCAGUCACAGUUACCGCCUGUCUCGCCUCUCCCUGCUCCCUCCCCUUACGCUGGUCCCACAGGAGGUCUUACAGAGCGUCGUGAGCCUGAGUCUCGUCCUGCGUCGCCUGUUCGUACUGCUCGCACUGGUCGUCGUGUCCCACGUGAGCGUCCUCCUCCUGUCCCUGGCACUCACUACAUGACUCUGCGUCCCUCCACUGCUCCGCAGCGUGUCCCGCUGCCGUCUCCUCCUGCGUCCUCUCUUCCUACUCUUCCUGACCCGGAGUCUGACUCCCGUCGUGCUGCCAGUCCCACUGUUACGCGUCUCCUCGCUACAGUUGUCACUGACCCGACCUUUGAGUCCUCUGCUGCGUCUGCCCUGGUCGCUGAGUUGGUUGACUUUGCUGCUCGCUGUCGCCUAGACUACGCUGCCAGCCUUGUCGCUAGGUCUGAGUCUGCGUCUGCCUGUCCUCCGUCCGUCGGGGGUGAGUGUGCCCUCGGCACGGACGUCCUUGAGGACAGACAGGAGGAGUUCCACUGCCUUGCUGCUGCUUUGCCCCGUCUCGUGUCCUUGCUAGUUGCCCCUGAGGGAGACCCGGAUGCACCAGACAUCCCGACCCCACGCUCUUACGCUGAGGCGAUGGCGGGUCCCUACUCCUCUCAGUGGCAGACAGCCAUGGACGCAGAGAUGGCCUCCUGGAAGUCCACAGGCACCUACGUAGACGAGGUUCCCCCUCCUGGGGCGAACAUCGUCAGUGGCAUGUGGAUUUUCAGGGUGAAGCGGCCUCCGGGUUCUCCACCUGUCUUCAAGGCGCGCUACGUGGCUCGAGGCUUCAGUCAGCGAGAGGGAGUAGACUUCUUUCAGACCUUCUCCCCCACCCCGAAGAUGACUACUCUUCGGGUGCUGCUGCACAUAGCCGCUCACCGCGACUACGAGCUUCACUCUCUUGACUUCAGCACUGCUUUCUUGCAGGGCAGCCUGCACGAGGAGAUCUGGCUGCGCCGCCCCCCUGGCUUCACUGGGUCAUUUCCUCCUGGCACCCAGUGGAGGCUUCAGCGGCCGGUCUACGGUCUCCGCCAGGCGCCACGUGAGUGGCACGACACACUGAGGACGACACUUGCGGCUCUUGGGUUCGCUCCCUCUACUGCUGACCCGUCGCUGUUUCUACGCACCGACACCUCGCUGCCGCCGUUCUACAUCCUCGUGUACGUCGACGACUUGGUCUUUGCCACUGCUGACACCGCGGCACUCGCUCACGUGAAGUCGGAACUGCAGAGGAGACACACGUGCACAGACCUGGGUGAGCUGACGAGCUAUCUUGGCUUGCGGAUCACCCGGGACAGAGCACGGCGCACCAUCACCCUGACUCAGUCACACAUGGUGCAGCAGGUUCUCCAGCGCUUCCGCUUCACGUACUCCUCGCCUCAGUCCACUCCUCUGCCUACCGGUCACUCGCUCUCAGCUCUGCCUUCGGAUGAGUCCGUAGAGCCGAGUGGCCCGUAUCCAGAGCUUGUGGGCUGCCUCAUGUACCUGAUGACCUGCACUCGACCUGACCUUGCAUACCCUCUUAGCAUCCUAGCACGCUAUGUCGCUCCUGGCCGUCACCGGAAGGAGCACAUGGAUGCUGCUAAGAGGGUGUUGCGCUACUUGUGCAGUACGUCGGGCAUGGGGCUUGUGCUUGGAGGGCGAGACCGGGUUGUUCUCACAGGGCACUCAGACGCUUCUUGGGCAGACGACCAGGCUACUCAGCGGUCGUCCCAGGGUUACACCUUCAGCCUUGGCUCUGGCUCAGUUUCUUGGCGUUCUACUCGCUCUUCUUCUGUUCUCAGCUCCAGUUGUGAGGCUGAGAUCUACGCCACAGCCAUGGCUGCUCAGGAGCUACGCUGGCUGACCUACCUGCUGACCGACCUCGGAGAGCGGCCUCGUUCUCCUCCAGUGCUGUACGUCGACAACAAGGCUGCCAUUGCCUUGUGUGAGGAGCACAGACUGGAGCACAGAACGAAGCACAUCGCUCUGCGGUACUUCCUUGCUCGAGAGCUGCAGCAGCGUGGUCAGCUGUGUCUGCGUUACGUGGCCACGGAGGCCAACACUGCUGAUGUGUUCACCAAGGCGCUUCAGCCUUGUGACCAUCAGCGCUUUUGCACUCUACUAGGCCUUGUACCUACUGGGCCUCACUUGCUUACCUCUUGA
This is a messenger RNA of Closterium sp. Yama58-4, 5778 nucleotides long. NCBI's taxonomy places the organism in Eukaryota, Viridiplantae, Streptophyta, Zygnematophyceae, Desmidiales, Closteriaceae. The record is from the annotation of a GenBank genome assembly.